GGUAUUUUCAAUAUGCACCUAGCAUCUGACGGUACCUUGAACAACAAAACACACAUAGCUACUGUUAACAUGGAAAAUGGUGCAUGCGUACUUGGAACGGUACCAAAUGAUGAAACACGUUGUGCAUUAUUAGGAAAUCUCUUUCUGUCUGAAGGACAUGCCGGAUCUGUAUUGCGUGUCCAUUGUGCAACUAGACAUGGACCUAAAGAUUUUAUUGCAAGCAUCAGGACAGCUUUGAGUGAACAUUAUGGAGACCAAGUUGUGGGUCUUGGAGGAACUUUUCUUUUAAAGCAAGGCCGUGCCAGGCAGCAUGUUAUGACAGAUUUUUCUGAAACUCCUAUUUAUACUGAAGAACAACUAAAUGCAUGGUUAAGAUUCUUUCAAAUGGAGGCUCCUUUAGUGGCAGUUGGCACCUUGGUUACUGCAGUCACAGAUCUUGAUUUAAGAGUUCAGCACUUUCACAGCUUCAGCGACCAUGGUCUGGGUGGUCAUUAUCACAUUGAUACUACUCCUGAUUCUGUGGAGUAUCUGGGAUAUUUCAAUGUUGCUAAAAAAAUCAUGAGGCUGGAUAGACCUGAAAAAACUCACAUGUUUGGAAGGGAUUGAUUAGUAGAAUUCAUUGAUGAAAAUUGGUAUGAGAACAACAUUGUGAUUAUCAACACAGGUAUAACUAAUUUACUC
Molecule: messenger RNA, 681 nt
Organism: Ctenocephalides felis (cat flea)
Lineage: Eukaryota; Metazoa; Arthropoda; Insecta; Siphonaptera; Pulicidae
Product: ester hydrolase C11orf54 homolog
Cellular component (GO): nucleus
Molecular function (GO): zinc ion binding; hydrolase activity, acting on ester bonds
Source: RefSeq, a predicted model, not a curated record